Messenger RNA from Papaver somniferum (opium poppy), 1926 nucleotides. RefSeq names its product acyl-CoA thioesterase 2-like. The record is from RefSeq and is a predicted model, not a curated record. Gene Ontology annotation, molecular function: fatty acyl-CoA hydrolase activity. Bases 67 to 1353 code for a protein of 428 amino acids. Lineage: Eukaryota; Viridiplantae; Streptophyta; Magnoliopsida; Ranunculales; Papaveraceae. The transcript has 18 exons. Gene Ontology annotation, biological process: fatty acid catabolic process; acyl-CoA metabolic process.
CUUGAAUAAAAUACUAUAGACACAGACUUUUUCUCUGACUCUCUGUAAUCGACAGUAAGCUCAGUAAUGGAGAUCGAAUCAGUAAUCGAGUUUCUAUCUCAGGUUCCGUUAUUACAAAGACUCCCAACUUCAUCACUGCAUAAGAUUGCCCAACUUAUCCAGUUCAAACAUUACAAUUCAGGUGAGUAUGUUGCUCGAGAAGGAGAAAUUAAGUAUGGAAUUUACUUCAUCUGGCACGGUGAGGUGGAAGUUCGCGGUGUGUCCGUUAAUCUGGAGAGUGAAGAUCAUUCAGAAAUUCAGUUGAAAAUACAUGAUUACUUUGGCCAUGGGGCAGUAAGUUCCUUUCAUGAGGCUGAUGUGAUUGCUUUAACUAAGCUAACCUGCUUGAUGUUGCCCAGUGAAUAUAGUACGUUGCUGCAGCCAAAUUCAAUCUGGUCAGCUCAAGAAACGCAUGAUGAGAGACUCUCAAUGGUGGAACGUGUACUGCAGUUGGAACCAAUUGAUGUAAAUAUUUUCCGUGGAUUCACAUUGCCUGAAGCUCCAACGUUUGCACAGGUUUUCGGGGGACAGUUGAUUGCACAGUCACUGGCUGCCGCGACAAAGACUGUUGAUUGUGGAAAACUUGUACAUAGUUUGCACAGUUAUUUCCUACUUGUUGGGAAUCUAGACAUGCCAGUUAUAUAUGAGGUUCAUCGGCUACGUGAUGGGAAUAGCUUUGCUACCCGAAGAGUAGAUGCUAUACAAAAUGGAAAUGUCAUAUUCACUUUGCUCGCUUCAUUUCAGAAGGACGAAAAUGGGUUCGAGCACCAGGAAGUUAUAAUGCCAUCUGUUCUAUCUCCAGAAACGCUUCUAACAAUGGAAGAGUUGCGAGAGAGGCGUCUUUCUCGUCCUCCUUUUCCCAGGGACCAUCGUGAGAAUCUGGAUACUUAUGUUCCUUGGCCUGUAGAUAUAAAGUUUUGUGAGGAAGCUGACUGUAGCCAAACCAAAACGCCACCAAGAAUGAGGUACUGGUUUAAAGCAAAGGGAAGGCUUUCAGAUGACCUGGCUUUGCACAGAUGUGUGGUUGCUUAUACUUCAGAUCUUAUAUUCAGUGCAAUAAGCUUGAACCCUCAUUAUGAAAGAGGUGUGAAGACGUUAGCACUCAGUUUGGAUCACUCGAUGUGGUUUCACCGGCCAUUUAGAGCUGAUGACUGGAUAUUAUAUGUGAUUGAAAGUCCGUGUGCGGCUAGUGGGCGGGGAUAUGCUUCUGCGCAUAUGUUUAAUCAGAAAGGAGAGCUUAUCAUUUCAUUGGUUCAAGAGGCUCUAACCAGGAAAAUUCGAGCUUCACGUCCAAUUGCCCAUUCAAAUCUGUAAAUAUCUUAGAUUGGUCAGUUCAAAUUUAGGAAUAUCAGUGUAUAUGCGGAGCCAAAGAAUGAGACUUUGGUAUUUCCUGAUUGCCAUAGAGAUGAAACAGACUUGAUGACACUUAAGUAUAUGGUGUAUAAGGGUUUGUCUAUGGAUGUUAAAGAGAAGUUUAAUUUAUAUUGGUUUAAGGAAGAAUGUCUGCCACUGCCAUUGUUAAACAAUGAUGAUUUUGAUAAUUUUUGGGAGGAUUCUUUUGUAAAUGAGGAUGGAUGUAUAUGUUUGUGGAUGGGGAUGAAAGACACAGUGUUUGGGACUCCAAAGACUACACCAAAGAAGAAGACAGUUAGUAAGGGAACCACCCCUAGAAGAUCCCCAAGGCUAAAUAGUGUGGAUAAAUCAGUUGAAGGUGCAUCAAGAAAGCUGAGUUUCAUGGAUGUGCCCAUGUCCAAACAUUCUCAGGCUAGUAGCAGUGGUUGCUGUCAGUCAAAAGCUACAAAUGAAGUUAAGUUUGUUGAAGAUGUGGACAAUAUUCAGCUGGAAAACACCAAAGAAGAUGAAUGUCACCCAAUUGAGAAUCCAGAA